This is a messenger RNA of Panicum virgatum (switchgrass), 870 nucleotides long. RefSeq lists its product as uncharacterized. The transcript is spliced from 7 exons. The record is from RefSeq and is a predicted model, not a curated record. Lineage: Eukaryota; Viridiplantae; Streptophyta; Magnoliopsida; Poales; Poaceae. Bases 1 to 870 code for a protein of 289 amino acids.
AUGACAGGAAAAUGGAACUCUUUAAGACUUCUAACGGAUGUGAGGCACCAAAGUAGCAAGUUUGCAUGGCAGGUUUUUGACAAUCUUAAUGCAUGUGGGGAAUUUCUGGAGGAUGUAUUGAUAUUAUCAAAUUUAGGAAAAGAUCUUGAUGUAAGGACUGCUCCUAAAGUACUCUGGAAUACUCCGGUUACUCCAAUUCCAAGUGUAAGCGUGAGUUCAAAAUCAGUAGAAAAGAUACCUUUGUCUUGUGGUCGUUUCAAAACUCAGUUUGCCUCAUUUUUCACUGGAAGUGAAGACAAGAAAGUUGAGAAUAAAUUUCUUGAGUUUUUAAGAAGGUACAAACAGAAUGGCAUUGUAUAUUAUGAGCCAAUUAUCACUACCUUGAAGAAAAUGGGAUGCCAGGAAAUGUUUGUUUUUUACGAACAUAUUGAUGCUGUCGAUCCUGAAUUUGCAAGAUCUUUGUGCAUGUGUUAUGAGAGGGUUCGAAACAACCUGAGUCAUGCAGUCAAAACCUUUAUUAGAGAGGAUCUAGGUGAUCCUGAUUUUCAUUCUGAACAUCUAAGUGUUCGCAUCUGUGAUAUGCCAAAGCCUGACAGGUGGAUUCCAGCUAAAGAAUUUUUUGGUUUAGCCGGUAAUCAUCCAGCUGAGGCCCGCACCAUUGAGUGCAUUGACUAUUCUCUGGAGAUUUUGGUUAAUGAUGAACUCGAAGUUGAUAUUGCUGCUCAAGUUUGUUUGGAAACGACACCAACGACAAGGCAACUUGAUUUUGUCAGAGUUGCUACUGAUUUUCUUCCUGAAUAUGCUGUUUGGAAACAAUUGCCAGGUUUUUUCUUGCAUCUUGAAAAGUCUAGGUCUACAUUGAUAAUUUGA